This is a messenger RNA of Pelobates cultripes (western spadefoot toad), 468 nucleotides long. NCBI's taxonomy places the organism in Eukaryota, Metazoa, Chordata, Amphibia, Anura, Pelobatidae. The record is from the annotation of a GenBank genome assembly.
AUGGCGGCUGCCACAUGCCAGCCAGCAAGCAUGGGAACAGGAGGAGAGCUGAUAAUAGACACUAUGGCUAAGCUGGACGAGAUCAGGAUUUCAGAGAGAGCGCUGACCAAAGCUACAGCCAAACAGACUAUCCCAGCAUUCACACACUUGGCACCCUCGGACUCCAAGGGCGGACGCAGAAUAAACGCUGCCAGAGGCUCCCCAAAGCGGUACCGACAAAGGAACCGAUGGCGCAAGCAACAACGCAGAGCCUGCCCCAUGACAAGCACCCGUACCCAAGUUAAGCCUCAACAACCCCGUAGCAGACCAGAGGCACCCUACCCAGCAGGUCAGCGCCGACUGCCUGACAAAAUACAGAUUCACCAUCACAACUCAGACACCUGGUACUUAACCACAGCUAUGCCUCUGAAGUCUCAGGCGACAGGGGCUCUCGGGGACUGCAUCUUGCAACCAAAAGGGAUCGGAUGA